Messenger RNA from Schizosaccharomyces osmophilus, 1209 nucleotides. Its product is annotated as UPF0300 family protein 6. NCBI's taxonomy places the organism in Eukaryota, Fungi, Ascomycota, Schizosaccharomycetes, Schizosaccharomycetales, Schizosaccharomycetaceae. Bases 1 to 1209 code for a protein of 402 amino acids. The transcript has a single exon. The record is from RefSeq and is a predicted model, not a curated record.
AUGUCGAGCAGGAAAACCCAGUUAUUUUCGGAUCCUAUGUUGGAGUACCUGGAUGAGAAACAAGGCAAUUCCUUCUUUAAGAAAACAACAAAAGCUAUCCAACAGUUGGUUUCUACCCCGAAUGAAAGUACUCCGAAACCGAACUUGUCGAAUCCUGGAAAACUCGUACAAGGCGUAGAAAUACAAGUACCGGACCAAUUGGUUCUGUCAAAAUUUGGUCAAGAAGUAUUUCCAAACGAUGAUUUUCUUCCUAUCAUGAAGGAAGGUCAAGCGUCUGAAAAUGACAAUUUACCAACCAAAACCCCAUUUUUGAAUGGAGUAGCAUGCACGAUUAUGAGACAGAAAAAUCGACUGUAUUUAAAAUGCUCAAGAGAAGUUGUAUUUCAAGAGAUUCCACUAGAAGAAAGUGUUUACGAAUAUUACGAUGACGAAUUUACUGUCCAAAAACGCAUGGAUAUUUUUUUUAAAAAGUACAGAUCGGAUGGAUUAAGUCUUUGUAUGCAUUUUGCAACAGGUAACUUUACGAUACCCAUCUUAAUCCGACAUGUAUUCUUAUAUGACUAUUACCCGAAAGAAGUCCAGGAUUCCAUUUGGCGAGCUAUGCUUGUUUACAUAUCCCGAGAGGUGAAAAAUGGCCAUUAUUCCACGUUUCAGUAUCAUUGUGCUCAGAGAAAAAUUGGAAACAUUCGCAUGUAUCUCAUAAGGCCUAGGGAUGUUUACUGUUUUCAAAAUCAGUUCGACUGGGCAGCGAUUUGUAACAAGCGAUUUCUGUGUUAUAUGCAACUUGGUAGCGAGUUAGAACAAAAUAUAAUAAAGAGUGAGCAAAUGUGCAAGGAGCUUUUUCCUGAUACAGUGGUUUCGAAAGAAAAUCUCGGCUGGCUCUUUUUUAUUCUGUCCUUGGGAAGCAACGCCAAGGCUUUCCCUAUUCACUAUUACAUAAAUUCAAUCAUUCCUGGAGCAGCACAAGACGGUUUUGUUGAUUGCGUAUUCAUAUACCACCCCAAUGAUUCCCUUUUAUUCCAAAAAAGUACCCAUCGGUUAAAAAUGACUGAAUGGCUCAAGGAACUAAGGUUUGAUCUCGAUAUUUGUAAACAGCAGCGAUUCAGGCAAAUCAAACAGAGCGCCCACAUGCAGCCUCUUUUUCAUCUAACCAAGCCUAUCGGAUGCUCUGAUAAUAUUAGCAAAUUUCACGGCUACCUGUGUACUUAA